This is a messenger RNA of Kwoniella mangroviensis CBS 8507, 1044 nucleotides long. RefSeq lists its product as uncharacterized. Bases 1 to 1044 code for a protein of 347 amino acids. The transcript is spliced from 4 exons. Lineage: Eukaryota; Fungi; Basidiomycota; Tremellomycetes; Tremellales; Cryptococcaceae. Gene Ontology annotation, cellular component: membrane. Gene Ontology annotation, biological process: transport. Gene Ontology annotation, molecular function: ADP transmembrane transporter activity. The record is from RefSeq and is a predicted model, not a curated record.
AUGAAUUCUACCCUACCUCCGUUCCUUCAAGCUACGUCCGGGGCUUUAGGCUCUGCAGUGGGGAAUGCUAUCGUCUACCCACUCGAUCUCGCUACGACCCGUAUGCAGAACAACGCGAGGAGACCACACCACGAACGAUUAAAUCUCAGAGACACCCUCAGUCAUCUAUUAUCUCACAAUGAUUACCUCUCCGAAAUCUACUCCGGUAUAGGUGCAGAUACGCUCUCAACCUUGUUAUCGAAUUUCAUCUAUUUCUAUACCUACACAUCACUCCAAAAGGGAUUGCACGUAUGGCAUACUCGACAUCCGAUCAUCCCUCCCCAAAACACUCAUCAACAUGGAAGUGUAUCCUCCUCGCCAGCUGGGAUAGGUGGAUUGGCAAGUAAAGCUUCCGAAAUUUUACCUAAACCAUCCCAGCCUACCGCACUGGAAGAACUUUUGAUUGGUAUAUUAAGUGGAUUGAUCUCCAAGGGAAUCACAUUACCAAUUUCGACAGUCUGCGUAAGACAACAAAUCGAAAAUGAUACCUACACCGAUACCGACGAGAAAGAUACAAAAAAAGAUAUGACACUAUUAGAAACGUUAUCUACGAUCUAUCAAGAAUCGGGAAUACAAGGUUUAUUCUCAGGAUUAAAACCUACCAUCCCCCUAACACUCUUACCCUCUUUAACGUUAUACAUACAUACCGUCUUAGUCAGAUUACUCUUACCGGCAAGACAUCGUACACAUCCACCAGCAGGGUUGACAUUCCUCUUGGGCGCGGUGUCCAAUGCAUUGGCGACCAUCCCCUUGUACCCUCUAGUAUUGAUCAAAGUCUUAAGUCAGUCGGGGAGGGAUAAAGGUAAAAACAAACAUAAAUUAGGUAUGUUAGAAACUUUGGUAAAGAUUAUCAAAAGAGGUGGGAUCAGAACUUUGUAUACUGGUUUAGAAGGUCAAUUGGUCAAAGGUUUGGUACAACAGGGUGUGAUGAUGCUGGUUAAACAGAGAGUCGAGCAAGGGGUCAUCAAAGCGUACAAAGCUCGAUCUCAUGCUGACACAGCUUAA